Molecule: messenger RNA, 3455 nt
Organism: Perognathus longimembris pacificus (Pacific pocket mouse)
Lineage: Eukaryota; Metazoa; Chordata; Mammalia; Rodentia; Heteromyidae
Gene: Map7d1
Product: MAP7 domain containing 1
Exons: 17
Coding region: 307-2868 (853 amino acids)
Biological process (GO): microtubule cytoskeleton organization
Cellular component (GO): microtubule cytoskeleton
Source: RefSeq, a predicted model, not a curated record
CGCGGCAGGGACUGGGGCCGGCGCCUGGCCAGGGAGCGGGGCUGCGGCGGGCGCGGACACAACCCGGGGCGGGCGGCCGGCCGGCCGGCAUCUCGGAACCUCGCAGCCGUCCCAGCCUCGACCUCCGCGGACCGCUGCCGCUUCCCCGUCGUUGCCCGCCGGGCAGGGCGGGCGUGAUGCGCCGCGGGACCCCUGCCCUGGCCUCGGGCCGCCGCCGCCGCCGCCGCUGAGAUACCCCCCCCCUUUCUUCUUCUCCCCGACGCCGCUUCCCCCCCCCCCCCCAAACGCCCGGGCGUCGCCGCAGCCAUGGAGAGCGGCCCGCACGCGGAGCCGGGUCCCGGCGCAUCCCCAGCUGUGGUAGCCAGGAUCCCCCCAGAGCCAAGACCUUCUCCAGAAGGUGACCCUUCUCCACCUCCACCACCACCACCAAUGUCAACCCUGGUCCCUGACACUCCCCCGGAUACCCCUCCUGCCAUGAAGAAUGCCAUUAGCCCCAAACCAGAGACCCCCGCCGAGCAGGUUGAGCCCAGACCAGCCCUGCUGCAGGAAGAUUCCCCUUCCUCAGACUCAAAGAGCAGAGGACCCACCCCACCUGCCUCAGGCCCGAGGGAUGCCAGGCCUCCUCGAAGGAGCAGCCAGCCCUCACCAACAGCAGUGCCAGCCUCUGACAGCCCUUCCACUAAGCAGGAUGUCAAGAAGGCAGGAGAGAGACACAAGCUGGCAAAGGAGCGGCGAGAAGAGCGGGCCAAGUACCUGGCGGCCAAGAAGGCAGUGUGGCUAGAGAAGGAGGAGAAGGCCAAGGUGCUACGGGAAAAACAGCUCCAGGAGCGCCGGCGGCGGCUAGAAGAACAACGGCUGAAAGCCGAACAACGCCGGGCAGCCCUGGAGGAGAGGCAGCGGCAGAAGCUCGAGAAAAACAAGGAGCGCUACGAAGCAGCCAUCCAGAGGUCAGUGAAGAAGACAUGGGCUGAAAUCCGGCAGCAGCGCUGGUCCUGGGCAGGGGCCCUACACCACAGCUCUCCAGGACGUAGGACUAGUGGGAACAGGUGCUCCGUGUCGGCAGUAAACCUGCCCAAACACGUGGACUCUAUAAUCAACAAGCGGCUCUCAAAGUCCUCUGCCACACUCUGGAACUCCCCCAGUAGAAAUCGCAGCCUGCAGCUGAGCGCGUGGGAGAGCAGCAUCGUGGACCGUCUGAUGACGCCCACCCUCUCCUUCCUGGCUCGGAGUCGCAGUGCGGUCACCCUGCCCCGAAAUGGCCGCGACCAGGGUAGGGGCGGCGGCCCUGGGAGACGCCCCAUCAGGGGCCGGGCAGGGGCCAGCCUCGGGCCUGGACCGCACCCCGACCGCACUCAUCCCUCCGCAGCCGUGCCCGUGUGCCCGCGCUCGGCCUCCGCCAGCCCCCUGACGCCUUGCAGCGCCCCUCGGAGCGUGCACCGCUGCACCCCCGCCGGGGAGCGCGGGGAGCGGCGCAAGCCCGGCUCCGGCGGCAGCCCUGCUUUGGCCCGCCGCCGGCCGGAAGCCUCGCCGGUGCAGAAGAAAGAGAAGAAGGAUAAGGAGCGGGAAAACGAGAAGGAAAAAAGCGCCCUAGCCCGGGAGCGCAGCCUUAAGAAGCGCCAGUCCCUGCCUGCCUCUGUGCGUCCGCGCCUCUCCACGGGCGCAUCCUCCCAGCCCAGCCCUAAAUCCAAGGCCCGGACGUCCUCUCCCUCCACAUCCUGGCCUAGGCCUGCCUCUCCUUGCCUUAGCCCUGGGCCUGGCCAUGCUCUGCCUCCAAAACCACCAUCCCCCCGAGGCACUACUGCAUCAUCCAAGGGGCGAGUUCGGAGGAAGGAGGAGGCAAAGGAGAGCCCCAGCCCAGCAGUGGCUCAGGACAAGAACCAGGACAAGGGCAGGGCCAGUGAUGAGAAGGAGCCUGCGGGCCCACCCUCACCAGCACCCUCACCUGUGCCCUCACCCAGCCCAGCUCAGCCCCAGAAGGAGCAUCCCACAGUGGAGACCCCUGCAGAUAUGCCUGUCCUGAUCUCAUCCCCAGCCCCUGCUCCCCCGGUGACCCCUAGCAAACCCAUGGCUGGCACCACAGACAGAGAAGAGGCCACUCGUCUCCUUGCUGAAAAGCGGCGCCAGGCCCGGGAACAGCGGGAGCGGGAGGAGCAGGAGCGGAGGCUACAGGCGGAAAGGGACAAGCGAAUGCGGGAAGAGCAGCUGGCACGAGAGGCUGAGGCUCGGGCUGAGCGGGAGGCCGAGGCCCGGAGGCGGGAGGAGCAGGAGGCCCGAGAGAAGGCACAGGCUGAGCAGGAGGAGCAGGAACGGCUGCAGAAGCAGAAAGAGGAAGCUGAAGCCCGUUCGAGGGAAGAAGCAGAGCGGCAGCGUCUAGAGCGGGAAAAGCACUUCCAGCGGGAGGAGCAGGAGCGGCAGGAACGUAAAAAGCGUCUGGAAGAGAUAAUGAAGAGGACUCGGAAAUCAGAAGUUGCUGAAACCAAGGUGGUUGACAUAGCCCUUGAGCCUGACUGCUCUUCCUCUUCAAAGCAGAAGCAGGACCGAAAGGAGGCCACAGCCAACAAUUCCAGCCAAGACCCAGAGAAAGCAGUGGAGGCCAGGCCCUCGGGCCUGCAGAAGGACACUAUGCAGAAAGAGGAGCUGCCCCCCCAAGAGCCACAGUGGAGCCUGCCAAGCAAAGAGCUGCCAGGGUCCCUGGUGAAUGGUCUGCAGCCUCUUCCAGCACACCAGGAGAAUGGCUUCUCCCCCAAGGGACCUUCUGGGGACAAGAGUCUGGGCCGAACACCAGAGGCACUUCUGCCCUUUGCGGAGGCAGAAGCCUUUCUCAAGAAAGCUGUGGUGCAGCCCCCGCAGGUCACAGAAGUCCUUUAAGCUGUUGCCUAGGAUCCAGGUGCGGCCAUGAAGGCUCCUCUUGGUCAUCUACCCAGAUGUCUGCAGAAGAAAGAGACAGAGCGAAGAUGGAAGUGGCCUGGGCCCCUGGGGGUGGGUCUUCUCUGUUGUUUUUAAUCUGCACCUUAUAGACUGAUGUGUCUUUGGCUGGAGCCAGACCCUGCCCCUCAGUGCAUUCGUGUGCUCACACGCGCGGUCACCUCUCCCCCUACACACACAUACACUCACAGCCUUUCUGGCCUCCCCCCUGGGGAAGGGCUACCUGUAGUAUUGCCUUGGUUUGGUGGGGUACAGUGGAUGUGAAUACUGUAAAUAGCUUGUGCUCAGACGCCUCAGCGUGGCAGGGGUGGGAGGCAGACCCUCCUCCUCCCAAGGGUCCCUGGGGAGAUCUUCCUCCCUCUAUUUAACUGUAACUGAGGGGGAACUCAGGUCUGGGAAUGGGGGGACACCUUGGUCCAUAGGAUACUUGGUUGCUUCAGGGGUAACCAUGCUCCCUGCCCUCGCCUGGAAUCAGUGUUAUUGCAUCUGAUCAAACUUCUCCUGAAAUAAAGUGAGAAUAAUUCUGCCAA